Molecule: messenger RNA, 750 nt
Organism: Guillardia theta CCMP2712
Lineage: Eukaryota; Cryptophyceae; Pyrenomonadales; Geminigeraceae
Exons: 1
Source: RefSeq, a predicted model, not a curated record
CGGGAGGAGAGGAGUGGAGAGGAGAGGAGAGGAGAGGAGAAGAGGAUAGCGAAGGAGGAUGUGAUGGUGGAAGGAAAAGGGAUGUUGGUCAUGGUGAACACUGGGGAGUAACACAAGGUGCGGUUUCAAGCGAACGAGCGGCUGUGCAAGGUCCAGUGAGGAGGGCAGGGAAGAUGGAAUCGCAAUCACUCUUCUGCCUCCUCCUCUUCCUCCUUCCGAUCGCUCUGGGGAGCCUUGCCCAUGUUCACAGAGCCGAUGCUCCGCAGCACACUCCGGUGACGGUGGCAAGGGGGUGCGCGGCUUUUGCCUUCCCCGGACAUGUUGUGCUGAGAGGAAAGAGAGCGGAGAGCAGGGGCUGCAGGGUUCGGUUUCAAACAGCGAAGAUCAGCCUGCAGGGGAGGAGACAGUCUGUUCUUCCAUUGUGCAUGCAGGACAAAGAUCCGAAUGAGGCGAACGAAAGGCCCAGCGACAAGAACUCAAACGCGUCUACAAUAUUGCAAAGCUGCCGGUCUGAGUCAAACGGUGAAGACCAAGGAGGGAGCAUAGAGGAGGCGAGGAUGAUGCUCAUGAGGAUACAGAACACAAGCGCCAUGCUCAACGAAAGUUUGGACACCACCAGGACCCUGAAUGAAGGCAGGAGACGUGUCAAGAACGCAACGCUGACUCAGUCGGAGGCAGUGAACGCGGUCAUCGUGGGGAAAGUCAUCAUAGAUGAGUUCGUCCUGAGGAAGCAGCCAGAGGGAAAGCUGA